Molecule: messenger RNA, 2467 nt
Organism: Cynocephalus volans (Philippine flying lemur)
Lineage: Eukaryota; Metazoa; Chordata; Mammalia; Dermoptera; Cynocephalidae
Gene: TRDMT1
Product: tRNA aspartic acid methyltransferase 1
Exons: 12
Coding region: 21-1157 (378 amino acids)
Cellular component (GO): nucleus
Molecular function (GO): methyltransferase activity
Source: RefSeq, a predicted model, not a curated record
GCGGCGGCGGCGGCUGCAGCAUGGAGCCGCUGCGGGUCCUGGAGCUGUACAGCGGCAUCGGCGGCAUGCACCACGCGCUGAGAGAAAGCUGUAUACCUGCACAAGUGGUGGCUGCCAUUGAUGUAAACACUGUUGCUAAUGAAGUAUACAAGUUUAAUUUUCCCCACACACAGUUACUGGCCAAGACAAUUGAAGGUAUUACACUAGAAGAGUUUGACAGAUUAUCUUUCAAUAUGAUUUUAAUGAGCCCUCCAUGUCAGCCAUUCACAAGAAUUGGCCUGCAGGGUGAUAUGACUGAUCCGAGGACGAAUAGCUUCUUGUAUAUUCUAAAUAUUCUCCCAAGAUUACAAAAAUUACCGAAGUAUAUUCUUUUAGAAAACGUUAAAGGUUUUGAAGUAUCUUCUACAAGAGACCUGUUGAUACAAACAAUAGAAAAUUGUGGCUUUCAGUACCAAGAAUUUCUAUUAUCUCCAACCUCUCUUGGCAUUCCAAAUUCAAGACUUCGGUAUUUCCUUAUUGCAAAGCUUCAGUCAAAGCCAUUUCCUUUUCAAGCCACUGGUCAGGUAUUGAUGGAGUUCCCCAAAAUUGAAUCUGAACACCCACAAAAAUAUGCAAUAGAUGCAGAAAGUAAAAUUGAAGAAAAGAAAAUUGAAUCAAAUUUUUGCUUUAAUAGCAACACACAAUGUUCUGGAAAAGAUGCCAUUCUUUUUAAGCUUGAAACUGCGGAAGAAAUUGACAGAAAACACCAACAGGACAGUGAUCUCUCUGUGCAAAUGCUAAAAGACUUUCUUGAAGAUGACAUUGACAUGAAUCAGUACUUUUUACCACCAAAGUCACUGCUGCGAUAUGCUCUUUUAUUAGACAUUGUUAAGCCCACUUGCAGAAGGUCCGUGUGCUUUACCAAAGGUUAUGGAAGCUACAUAGAAGGGACAGGAUCUGUGUUACAAACUGCAGAGGAUGUGCAGAUUGAGAAUAUCUACAAAUCCCUUUCCAAUUUGUCACAAGAAGAAAAGAUAACAAAGUUGUUAAUGCUUAAACUGCGAUAUUUUACACCAAAAGAAAUAGCAAAUCUCCUUGGAUUUCCUCCAGAGUUUGGGUUUCCUGAGAAGAUAACAGUGAAGCAGCGAUAUCGGCUACUUGGAAAUAGUCUCAACUGAUGAAAGCAAGUGACAAAGAGAAGAGAAAUGAAACAAGAUCAGAAAUUGUAUCAAAAAAUUUUAAUUGAUAUUUUUAUUCUUAAAAAACAAUCAUUCCACUAUGGAGAAAUUGGAACUUUUGUGCAUUCCUGUUGGAAAUGUGAAAUGGUACAGCUACUGUGGAAAACAGUAUGGAGUUUCCUCAAAACAUUAAACACAGAAUUACCAAAUGAUCCAGCAAUUCCACUUCUGGGUAUAUACCCAAAAGAAUUGAAAGUAGGGACUUGAGCAGAUAUUUAUUUUUACAACAAUGUGCAUAACAGCAUUAGUCACAGUGGCCAAAUAGUGGAAGCAACCCAGUGUCCAUCUCAUCGGUACAUGACUAUAUAAACAAAAUGUUGUACAUACAUACAAUGGAGUAGUAUUCAGCCUUAAAAAGAAAGGAAAUUCUGACACAUGUUGUGACGUGGAUGAGCCUCGAGGACAUUAUGUUAAGUGAAAUAAGCCAGUCACAAAAGGACAAAUAUUGUAUAAUUCCACUUAUAUGAGUGAGGUAUGUAGAAGAGUCAAGUUCAUAGAGACAGAGGGUUCAUAGAGACAGAAUGGUGGUUGCCAAGGGUUGGUAGGAGAGGGAGUGGGGAAUUAGUGUUUAAUGGGUACAGUGUGUCUGUUUGGGGUGAUGAAAAAGUUCUAGGGAUGGAUGAUAGUGACGGUUGAACAACAGUGUGAAUGUACUUUAUGCCAACCAACUGUAUACUUAAAAAUAGUUAAAAUGGUAAAUUUUACAUUAUGUAUAUUUUAUUGCAAUUAAAAUAACUGUACUGCACCACCAUUUUUUCAGAACUCAUAGAUAAAUAUGGAUAAAGGGAAGCUGUAGGCCACACAUACGCAUCAACUGUCACUGUCUACAUUUUGCAUAUGUUUAAAGACAAACCUUGUUUCAAGUGUCAUAAAUUGUAUUAUACAAUCUGAAAUCAUUUUGGCACACUUACAUGUAGGUUUUCUUCACUGCUGAAAGAUUCUUAAUUGGCAAAAUGGCUUAGCCUAUUACUAUAAUUAUACUGUCAUAACAAUGCUAUUAGAGUGUCCUAUGCCCCAUUGAGCAAUAUUACAUGAAAUAAGUGUUGAGUUGCAACGCACCAACUUUAAACACAUGAAAGAUCUAUGGAGACAUUUGGUUACAAACUGGAAAACAAUAUAGCCUUUGUGAAAUUUUUAAAUUACUGAAGAAUAUCUACAGGCAGAUGGUGUUUCUUGCCCUUAAUUCAUAAUUGUAAAUAUACAGUAGCAAACAAAACUCACACUUUAAUGAAGAUAUAUUUACCAGUGUC